Closterium sp. NIES-65 is the source of this 513-nucleotide messenger RNA. The record is from the annotation of a GenBank genome assembly. Lineage: Eukaryota; Viridiplantae; Streptophyta; Zygnematophyceae; Desmidiales; Closteriaceae.
AUGAAGCCCUGCUGCUGCCCCUUCUCCUCUCCUAUUGCCCUCCCUCCUCCUGCCCUCCCUCCUACUGCCCUCCCUCCUCCUGCCCUCCCUCCUACUGCCCUCCCUCCUCCUGCCCUCCCUCCUCCUUCCCUCCCUCCUACUGCCCUCCCUCCUACUGCCCUCCCUCCUACUGCCCUCCCUCCUACUGCCCUCCCUCCUACUGCCCUCCCUCCUCCUGCCCUCCCUCCUCCUGCCCUCCCUCCUCCUGCCCUCCCUCCUCCUGCCCUCCCUCCUCCUGCCCUCCCUACUCCUGCCCUCCCUCCUCCUGCCCUCCCUUCUGCUGCACUUCCUCCUCCUGCCCUCCUGCUGCCCCCUUGGCGCCUUGCUACACCGACGUGCUGCCCCCCUCCCCUCCUCCCACCACUGCCACCUGCACGGCCACAAGGGGAGGAGCGCGAGGGAGUGGCGGUGUUGACCCCCACGCCCCUCCCCUCCACCUGCAAGGCACACACACAGCAGCAGAAAAUCGACUAG